UGCUUGAAAAUAUCAUAUAUCUUUUGGAACCAGCGCCAAGUUGUAUUUUUGGUGGAUGAGACUCCAAUCAGAGCGCACACAAACAUCGAACGCAAAGGAAUUCCCUUUCCAAAGGACCAAGCAAUCGGUGUCUACAGCUCAAUAUGGAACGCAGACGAUUGGGCCACACAAGGUGGGAGGGUCAAGACGGAGUGGUUCCAUGCGCCCUUCACAGCCACCUAUAAGAACUUUGAAAUUGACGCGUGCGAGUGCGCAGUGUCAGUUGCAGCAUUUGAUAAUGCUAAGAAAUACAGCAGCAGUGGUGCUAAGAGAUAUUGGUGGGAUGAGCCAACGCUGUCUGGACUAAAUGUGCACCAGAGUCAUCAGCUCCUGUGGGUUAAAGUCAAUCACAUGAUCUAUGAUUAUUGCACCGGUGACUCCUACAGAGUGUUUGCACCACAGCCACCGCUACUAAUAGUGAUUUAAUGUGGGUGUUUGAGUAUGGAUGGUGAUGGGUUUUGGGUGACUGUAAAAAAAAGGAAAUAUGGGGAUGGAUGAUCAUAACUUGUAAACAUGUCCAUGUUUAUCAUAUGUUUUCAAAAAAAUGGUAGCAGUAAUUAUGAGAGAGAGAGAGAGCGUUGCUGGACUGGAAGUGUGAGAGAAAUAUGAGA
Tripterygium wilfordii is the source of this 650-nucleotide messenger RNA. RefSeq names its product xyloglucan endotransglucosylase/hydrolase protein 9-like. Gene Ontology annotation, biological process: glucan metabolic process. Gene Ontology annotation, molecular function: xyloglucan:xyloglucosyl transferase activity; hydrolase activity, hydrolyzing O-glycosyl compounds. The transcript has a single exon. The annotation marks the transcript as partial. The record is from RefSeq and is a predicted model, not a curated record. NCBI's taxonomy places the organism in Eukaryota, Viridiplantae, Streptophyta, Magnoliopsida, Celastrales, Celastraceae. Gene Ontology annotation, cellular component: apoplast; cell wall.